This is a messenger RNA of Diatraea saccharalis (sugarcane borer), 180 nucleotides long. NCBI's taxonomy places the organism in Eukaryota, Metazoa, Arthropoda, Insecta, Lepidoptera, Crambidae. The record is from the annotation of a GenBank genome assembly.
AUGAAACCGACUGUCGCUGCUGAUGAAAUGUUCCCAGAAGGCGUAGGACCGUACAUGGACUUAGAAGAAGCUGGAGGUCCAUCCAAUUUGUUGAUGGACUUAGCUGCAAAUGAAAAGGCUGUACAUGCGGAUUUCUUUAAUGAUUUUGAAGAUCUGUUUGAUGAUGAUGAUCUGAAGUAA